AGCUCGGCGGAUCGGGGGCAAGGCCUGGGAGCGGUGCUGGGGGUGGCCGCGGAUUCGGAGACGGGGCGGGCAAACCUGGACUCGGACCCGAUGGCUCGUCCCAGGCCCCGAGAAUACAAAGCCGGGGACCUGGUGUUCGCCAAAAUGAAGGGCUACCCGCACUGGCCGGCCCGGAUCGAUGAACUCCCUGAGGGAGCUGUGAAGCCUCCAGCAAAUAAAUAUCCAAUCUUCUUUUUUGGGACUCAUGAAACUGCAUUUUUGGGGCCUAAAGACCUCUUCCCUUACAAAGAGUAUAAAGACAAGUUUGGAAAAUCAAACAAACGAAAAGGGUUUAAUGAAGGCCUGUGGGAAAUAGAAAACAACCCCGGUGUCAAGUUUACUGGAUACCAGGCAAUCCAGCAACAGAGCUCAUCAGAAACCGAAGGCGAAGGAGGGAACACAGCAGAUGCCAGCAGUGAGGAGGAAGGUGAUCGGGUAGAAGAAGAUGGGAAAGGCAAAAGGAAGAAUGAAAAAGCGGGCUCAAAACGGAAAAAAUCUUACACUUCAAAGAAAUCUUCCAAGCAGUCAAGGAAAUCUCCCGGAGACGAAGAUGAUAAGGAUUGCAAAGAGGAAGAAAAUAAGAGCAGUUCUGAUGCUGGUGAAGCAGGCAACGACACACGAAACACUUCUUCAGACUCGCAGAAAACUAGUGAAGGGACUUAACCAACAUAUUGACUGCUGCAUAUUAAGGGAAGACACAAGAAGGUUACAUGUUUGGUUGUCUAAUAUUCUUGGAUUUGAUUGAAGUCAGCACAUCUCUUCAUCAGCAGCAUAUAUGUUUGUAUGCACAUUUAGUCACAUUCCUACCCAUUCUGUUCUCAGCAGCAACUUUCAACGUCAUUCCCCCCCGGCCCCUCAAGGUCCUUUUCUAAAUGUCAUUUUAUUUAAUUGCACAAAAAGGCUCUUUUCAAGCAAGACCCAUACCACAAUGGCCAUUUUUAGAUACUUUUUUUUUUUUACAGAAAAAGAAGGGCAAAAUCUCUAAAUUUUAAAAUGAAUCUUAAACAUUGCCUUUUAGAGAACAAGUGAGAAUGAAAAUUAAAUUCUUAGAAAUAAAUGCCCUCUCAUAAAAAGUCACGAGAAUCUCUAUUCUGCUUACAAAUCAUGACUUUUUAAAUUACCCUUUAUCCAUUUGUUGUUCUGCAUUUUUUUUAAAAAAGGGUUUAAAAACGGAGAUGGCCAACUACCAGCCUACGAACUCUUAUUUUCUUAAGCAGUUUCCUCUUCACUGACAUCCUGCUGUUUUUUAGAUAUUACAAAAGAUUUGCUCACAUUUUCAUUUUUAGGGAAAAGGGGAAAAAACAUAUUUUCAGCUUGUAAGAAAAAGAUGUUCCCUCCCCCAUCUCUCCUUGGAUUUUGUAUGCAUUAUGUAAAUGUACAUAUUUUGUAUGUAAAGCAAUGCCAGAACUCUAAAGCUAUGAAGCUCGAAGUCAAGAUUCCAUCACAUUUAUAGAACAUUGAAUUUACAGUGGCAAAAACAUUCCUGCAGUCCACUUUUAACUUCUGUCUGGAAAUUAAAUUGCUCCCCACCCACCAAGAGUACAGAAGUUGGCCGUCUCUGGUUUUAAAACCUAACAAAAUGUACUUGAUUUAUUAUCAUUAUAAAAAAAAGUCAAUAAUUGUAAGAAAGUACCUUUCCUUAUUAGAAAUAUCUAGCUAGCUAUACUCUUAAUACUUUUCAAGAUCAUGACGUAACGUAAAUUUCUCUAACUUAGUUCCUAUAUGUGGAGUUAGUGAAAGUCUUUUGUGUUUCUUUAGAUGAAUACAAGGAGCUUUUUUUCAGGCACCAAUACAAAUUCGAGCUUAAUGUGUUUUUUGGAUACCUUCCAUUUUUAAGCUUAAUUGUGAUACCGAAAGCCCAAUGGGAAACAAAGCCAAAACAUCCAGUUAAAAUAUAAGAAUAACAGUUAUACUGAAAAGCUUAAAAACAAAAAGGGAAAAAAAACCCUGUCAUUUUUCUGUUUUUUUCUACUCUCAGAACUAGAUCUAGACUAGUAAGUAAGCAUUCCAGAAUCCAUUAUUCUGUGUACAUUAUUGUUGCUAUUGUGAGAAUAGAGAAUUUUAUUUAUUUUUUAAUGCCAGCUUUUAUUGUGAAGACAUAUGGGUUUAGUCCGGUUUUAUCAACCCUUGUUAUGCUUGUCCUUGGAACAUCUUUCGCGUACUCAAGGUUUGUAGUUGAAAAGUUUACUGUACAAAAAAAAAAAAAGGAAAAAAAAUCAAAAAACAAAAAAACUAUUGUUUUUACAGAAUAAAUUUAUUGGAAUGUGUAUCAGGAGUAAGGUUUGAGGUUGUAAGCAGCUGAGUUAGCGUCAUAUUUGGCUUCAUACGUGUAAUAAUGUGAGGUAUUCAUGUAACUCGAGUAUUAAAGCAACGCAUUCUGUUAACACUGAGUUGGUUAUAAUAGAACACCAAUGCAGGGGAAAACUC
Python bivittatus (Burmese python) is the source of this 2466-nucleotide messenger RNA. It is a transcript of the gene HDGFL3, whose product is annotated as HDGF like 3. The record is from RefSeq and is a predicted model, not a curated record. NCBI's taxonomy places the organism in Eukaryota, Metazoa, Chordata, Lepidosauria, Squamata, Pythonidae.